Molecule: messenger RNA, 858 nt
Organism: Penicillium samsonianum
Lineage: Eukaryota; Fungi; Ascomycota; Eurotiomycetes; Eurotiales; Aspergillaceae
Exons: 2
Coding region: 1-858 (285 amino acids)
Source: RefSeq, a predicted model, not a curated record
AUGAUCGAGGCGGGCAUGUUGGAUUGGUCCAGCCCAGAAAAGAAAGAUGAUAUGUUUUAUUCGCUCUCAUUCACCGUGAAUGUCCAAUCAUGGGCCAUUGAAAACGGGAAGUCCAAGCCUGAGGAUGUGGACCGUCUCUCCAAAACCCAAAAACAAACCAUCAUCAGCAGCCUCGCGGGAUACUGUGUGCAAGAGAAAUGGGAUAUUCUAAUGGGACUCCUUCCAGAUAUGCUUCGUGAGACGAUCCUUGAGAUAUUUUUGGAAACUCUGAUCUACAAAGACAUCUUUGGCAAGAUGUUCAUGUCCCCUUUCUGGUACUUGGACGGGAAAAUGUCCCCGACAGACGAAGGAGAUGAGAUGGUCGGUGCACGACUGCAGCAUUUGUAUGACAGAUUCUACGAAACCAACCCACUCAUGGCGGCACUAUGGAGAUCCGAGACAAACCGCCUUGCAAACUCGAUGGAUAUAAAAAAGGCAUCGAACAUACUACUUGCAAGUCACCAUCGGGACCGCCGCCAGUCUUUCAUCAGUCAAUUUGUAGAUGACUUUCUCUCCACCGAGCCCAUCCAGUGGCUACUUAGAGAGCCAUCAAGCAAGGAGGAGAACAAGCGGUACCGGAAACUUUGCAACAUUUAUAUGCAGGCAAUGGAAAAAGCUGCAGAAAUGGGAAAUAUACGAGGCCACCUUGAAUUCCAUAGGUUGGCGGAGCUGUCUGAGACUUUCACCUUGGGUGAGAGGAUGGUUACACAUGAAUACAAUUGCCUACCAAAAGGUAGCACCAGACUAGAUGGUCAUCGGAUCUUGAUGGUUGUUUACCCAGGGAUUGUUCGCAGAUAUAUUUGUGCUCGUGAUAGAUAA